AUGAAGUCCCUCGUCUCGGGAUCGUUGGCGGCUCUUGCCGUCUAUCUCACUGCAUUUGCCCAUGCACAGGUUCCCUCUUCAACCGUCCCGGUCGUCGACCUUGGCUACGUCAAGUAUAGCGGGUACCAGAACGCAACUGCUGGCAUCAACUACUAUCGUGGCAUCCGCUACGCCGCGGCUCCGACGGGAGAACUACGCUGGGCAAAACCCGUGCCGAUCGAGUUUGCGAACAACUACAGCGGACGGACCAUAAACGCCUCGUCCCUCGGUCCAGCGUGCUACCAAUCGUCUGCGCGAGGCGCCUAUUCUGCGCCGAGCGCACCGCAAGGACAAUCGGAAGACUGUCUGCUGUUGGACGUCCUGGUACCGGCGCAGCCUGUUUCGACAGCCCUGCCUGUGCUUUUCACCAUCCACGGCGGCGGCUAUGUCGGAGGGAGCGCCCCCUUCUCCUACCCCGGCGACGCCCUCGUGAACCGCUCCAACGGCAACAUCAUCUACGUGGGCAUCCAGUACCGGCUGGGCAUGUUCGGCUUCAUGGGCGGCGACGUCGUGGCCGAGAACGGAGCACUGAACGCGGGCCUCCUGGACCAGCGCACAGCCAUGGACUGGGUCCAGCGCAACAUCCGAGCCUUUGGCGGUGAUCCCGCUCGAGUCACCAUCUGGGGAGGCUCAGCCGGCGGCGGCAGCGUCUCGUGCCACCUCAUCGCAAACGGCGGGUCGGAUUUUGCGCCCUUCGCUGCCGCCAUUUCCGACCAUCCCUGGUGGCAGCCGUUCGCCAACAAAAGCACGCAGAACACGCAAUAUAACACGGCCUUGAGCCUGUCGGGCUGCGCCGACCUAAACUGCCUGCGAUCUCUCCCGUCAGACACGCUGGGCACGCUCAACCAAGCGGUCAUCAACGCGACGUACCCGGGGCCCGGCAACGCGUACGGCGUCUUCUACUGGGGUCCUGUGGUCGACGGAAAGUUCAUCCGCGACCUGCCGGACCAGGAAUUCGCCAGGGGAAACUUCUACAAGGUGCCGCUGAUCACGAACCGCGACGCCUACGAGGGCGUGACGUUCUCCAACAUGACGCAGACGUCCCAGGUGGAUGAGACCACGGAUGCCCGAUCCCUCUUCCCCUUCGCGGGCCCCUCGUUCUUCUCGCGCCUCUACUCGCUCUACCCGCGCGCCUCGUUCAACAGCACCUUCUUCCAGCGCGUGACCUGGUUCGGCGACUUCAUCAUCAACUGCCCCACAUACUACAUGGCCUCGAGCAUGGUCGACGCGCUGUCCAACUCGUCGGCCGUCUUCAAGUUGACUUUUGCCGCCGGCUCGGAACUCCACGGCGCGACCAACCCGUUCAUCUCGUCCAACGUGACGAAUUACCCGUCCGCGAACAAUUUGAGCCUCGCGCACAUCAUGACCAGCUACUGGGUGUCGUUUACGGUGUUUCAUGACCCGAACCCGCUCCGGGACGUCGCUUCGGGUGCGCCGUUCUGGCCGAGUUAUGUCUCGGGCGGGCAGGGGAGUCUCGCGGAGGGGGAGGGCGUGGGGUUCACGGUGCAGGCCGUGAAUUAUAAUGAUAUCACGCCUGUCCAGGAUCCGGAUGCGAGCCAGCGGUGCGAUUUCUUCAAUAGUAGGGGCUGGCAGGUUAGGAAUUGA
Cladophialophora yegresii CBS 114405 is the source of this 1644-nucleotide messenger RNA. RefSeq lists its product as uncharacterized. NCBI's taxonomy places the organism in Eukaryota, Fungi, Ascomycota, Eurotiomycetes, Chaetothyriales, Herpotrichiellaceae. The record is from RefSeq and is a predicted model, not a curated record. The transcript has 3 exons. Bases 1 to 1644 code for a protein of 547 amino acids.